Molecule: messenger RNA, 1557 nt
Organism: Gryllus bimaculatus (two-spotted cricket)
Lineage: Eukaryota; Metazoa; Arthropoda; Insecta; Orthoptera; Gryllidae
Source: the annotation of a GenBank genome assembly
AUGCAACCUCAUCGAGGCAUGAGCCACAUGGUACACGGCGCGUGGAGAGAUGCGACUGAUUGUGAAGAUCGUACGAAUACUACGAAACGGACGGCGGCGCGGCGCGGGGGCGGCCUGGGCCUGGCCCUGUGGACGGCCGCCGUCGUCGUCCUCGCCCUGUUCCUGCUGGCGCCCGCCUCCGCGGCUCCUCACAGGCAGAAGCGAGUGUCGGACCAGCGGCUGGCAGAGCUGGAGACGCGCGUGGCCCUCAACCGCCUCAAGGGAAUCGUUGUGACGGUGCCCGUCGGCUUCGGCAAGGUGGACCCCGACAAGCUAGGUCGCCGCCGGCGGUCUGAAGACGACCGCUUGGAGCUGAUGGGCGGUGCGGGUGGCGCGGGCGACGCGAUGGAGGGCGACGACGGCGAGGGCGAGGAGGCGGCAGUGGGGGCGGUGGAGGCCGAAGCACCGGGCGGUCGCCUGGCGGAGCUGCUUGCGGCCCUGGAAAUGCAACGGCUGCAGCGUCCGCAACUACUGCGUCUCGGCGGCUACCAGAAGUGAAAACAGCUGGUGACUGCAGGCAGCUACCAUAAUUCCCACCUCUACCAUUACCACUGCUUCGAAGCAGCACCUCUCCGCCGAUUCCACGAUGCAUUUGAAUCUCGACGCUCGUGCAAACGGCAUCGAUGUUCUACAUAUUUAUUAUUUAUUAUUUUCCCCAAAUUAAUUUAUUGUAAAUAUAAAACCAGACAAAACAAAAAUGUCUUGUAAUUCUUAAAUGAUUUAGAUUCCAUGUAUGUACUGCGUUGAAUUGCAUUCUGGAAGUUGAUGUAUAAAGGAGCCUAAGAAACCAAAACAUUCUAGUCAUUCUAAAGUUUAAGAGUUAAGUAUUAUAAUGGUGCCAUAGUAUUAUUUAUGUAUGUACACUAUAAAGCAUAUUGUCUGAAUGAUAAAAGAGUUACUUGUGUGCAUGGGGGAGAUGUGGAUUCUUUUAAAGAAUCAAGGGAGAGAGAAGCUCCAAGAAUAGCCCUGCUCAUUGUCUUGGUUUUAUUUUGUGUGUUUGUUUAUAAUUGCUCAAAUUUUUAAAAUACUAUUAGGAUUGUUAUUUAUUAUAUUUAUUCUUUUGUUUUGUAUAGUUUUGCAAAUCAUUCAAAUAAUAAAAUUUGGAUUGUGAAUACAGAUUUUCAGUUACUUUUCUUUUUACCUUAUUUAUACAAUAUUUAUUUCGUGCGAGGGAAAGAAAUUCCAACAAGUAUUCUUUGAAUGGUGCCGAGCACUGAAAGAAAUGAAAAAUUAUUCUUUAAUACCGAAUACUGCAUUUAAAUAGCCCGGUUUCGUUUCACUCACCUAUUAACCCAAGGACUUUUUCUGCAUCUCUCUUUGACAAAAGGAUUCACCCAUGAAAUUCUACUCAUUUCUCUUUUCCCACCCCGCUCUCCAACUUUUUUUUAUCAAACAUCCAAAUGAACACAUGAAGGUAAUCAUAUGUGGACAGUUCCUAGUCUGAUGAAUUCACCCAAAAAUCGUAUUCUAUAAUUUAUAAAAAAUGGCAAAUCGAGCUCUUUUUAGAUUGAUGCCUGC